AUGCGAGUUCUACCGCAAAGGCUUGGAACAGCCAGGCCGUCAUCCCUACUGCUACUAUUUCUGGUCAUUGUCAUCGCUGCUCAAGUGUCUGCCGUACCAGCGGACGAUACAACAACAAAUACUGAUGCCGCUAAGACCACCGACGACCCUUCGACCACUCAAAGCACUUCUAGCGUGAGUGAGACAACCACUUCUUCAACCACUUCUCAAUCGACGUCAAGUUCUACCACCAGUACGACGUCCUCUUCUUCGACAAGUACAACCAUGGAUACAACCACCACAUCCUCCUCUUCCUCCUCCACGACGUCCGACAGCAGUACAACUACAUCAUCCGUCUCCACGACAACGAAAUCAUCAACAUCCUCCUCCACCACAACCGGCGCUGUUGUGACGAUACCACCCAUAGCCAAUGCCCCAUAUAUGAAAGAGAGCAGUGCUCCAGAAGGCACAGUGUUCAUCGCCGUCGGCGCCGCGCUAGGGCUGAUCGGCCUCACUCUGCUCGCGUGGCGCGCAAUGGUCGCAUGGUCCGUAAAUCGCUCAGUGCGGCGCGCCGCAGUAAGGCACGCUUCGCAAUCCAAGCGCCUCCUGCGCGGCAGCAGAAAGAAGCGAUCAACCCCCUACCCCGUCGCCCCGGUGGCCGACGUAUCUCUCGAUAAACUCGGCACCGCCACUCGCGCAAGCUACAAGCCCAACCGGGUCUCGAGCACAAGCAGCGGUCUUUUCUUUUCACCUACAGCAGGCGGCCCUACUGGAUCGCAUGCAAAUCCGCACGCUACAGGAAAUACGGGGAAUCGUGGCUCAACAUACCUGCCUGCUGGAUACUACGCCGCUGCCGGUGGCUCCAACCCCGCUCCAAAUGGAGAGCCUCUUUACUCGCCCACUGCUGGCCUAUCGUCGCCCUCUCUGCCUCCUGUUGGUGUCUACCAUGAUUCGCAUAACCAGCGCCACUCUUAUGUGGGUGCCUCGACGAGUUCCUUGAACCUCAAUCAAGCGCCGCAGGGUCGUGCUCCUAGCGCAUACCUUGAGGACCUGUUUGAGAGUCAUGUUCCUCACAGCUCUGACUCGGGCCGUCGGUAA
Penicillium roqueforti is the source of this 1077-nucleotide messenger RNA. RefSeq lists its product as uncharacterized. The record is from RefSeq and is a predicted model, not a curated record. Gene Ontology annotation, cellular component: fungal-type vacuole. The transcript has a single exon. Lineage: Eukaryota; Fungi; Ascomycota; Eurotiomycetes; Eurotiales; Aspergillaceae. Bases 1 to 1077 code for a protein of 358 amino acids.